Messenger RNA from Cladocopium goreaui, 1771 nucleotides. NCBI's taxonomy places the organism in Eukaryota, Dinophyceae, Suessiales, Symbiodiniaceae. The record is from the annotation of a GenBank genome assembly.
GCAAGCGAGUCAGAAUAAGCGACAGAAGGAGGGCUCGGUCGGCGAAUUUCUGGACGGCGAGGCCAGAGAUGACCGAGAUGAGACGCUUUGUGUCGCACUUUGCUUUGUAGCGAACGGUCAGUGGACAAAGCAAAGCAACCUGUGGACUCUUGGAGACUCUUGGAGUUGCAACUUGGAGGCCAAUCGAAUUGCGGGGGAAAGGAGCCUGGAAGAUGCCGUCAUGUUUCUUGCAGCGCAAGGAACUCAGGGUUGCAAGAUGGCGUUCAAAGGUUUGGUUUUACUUGUUGAGAUUUUCGAGCUAUGCGUCAGCACGCUGAGCAGGGGAUGGAGAAGAUCUGAGGAAGGAGGUGUCGUUCCUUCAACUUGGGAUGGCAUUGCGCCACUGCAAGAGGCUGUUCUGACAGCCUCACUUGCCCUGUUGCUGGGCGCAUCUUCCGAGCAGAAGGUCACUCUUAUUCUUGGACUUCUCAACAACCGUGUGCCAAUCAGGCUCAUGAACGAGCUCCUGCUGGCAGCUGCUGAGGAUGAUGCAGUUCCACCAGUGCUGGUCUCCAGACUAGCUUCACAGCUGAAGAAUCGGACUCUGAACGAUCUCCGAAGCCAGCAGUUCAGCCAACUGAUACAUGUGCUGAGAGCCAAAAAAGACAAAAAUCAGAGCAAAUAUGUCAAUGCAUUGGUGUCCUCACCUCUCAAGGAGGAAUUGUGGAAACCGCCCUUUGAGUCGAAGUUUGUCUGGCGAGACAAGAAGAAAAAUGUCGUUGCCACUCAAACAGAGGGUCUCUUCUUACAGGAGAAUUCUCUUCUUGGAUGGGCCCUAUCACCAUCUCCGCUUGAUAGCGCUUUGGUGCCACCUUCAAAGGCCCAUUUGACAGAGGCUGGAUCGAAAGAGUGGGAUCAUCUCACACGAGCUACGCGUGGCAGAGUCGAAGGUUUGCAACGAGGAUUGCAGACGAAGCUCACAAGCUCACAAGACCAGGCCGCUGAGUUUGUUGACAUUAUUCUUCGUGCAGGGGACGAGCCGAGAAUGGCAGUACUGGAAUGGCUUGGAGCCAUCAUUACCACUGCCGAGCCUCGCGGCAAGCAGGGUCAGCCAGCUCCAGAAGGGUUUAACUUCUGGCCCCAGUAUGGCAAUCACGUCAUCGACUGCUUGAAUCAGCAAGAGCCUGGAGCCUUUGAAAGAUCCAUGAAGAAUCUCCUCUUGUUGCAGGCCCUUCAUGCGCGGCUUCAGGGCUUUCCAACAAGUGGAAUGGCACUGAAUGCUUUUACACUGCUGUUGCACUUGCUGAAGCCCAUCAAACCUGAACAGGCAUCCACUGUUUCAGCUUUCUUCCCUGUUCGUGAUGAUGUCCCACAGCUCUUGGGGAACUACCACAAGGAGGCUCGAUUUGGCGAAAAGGAACAGAUCGAGGCUGCAACCGCCUCUGCCAAGAGCGAUCCAGCCUGCACCACUGCGCUCAGCGACAAGAGUCUGUUCAAGUCACAGAUCUUUUGGCUUACCACAAAGGGGGUUGGCUACCUGCUCAUGCCAGUGGCGAAGGAAUCCUUCCAUGCUUGGCAAAACUUGGCUUCCGCGAUGUAUGACAAGGACCGGGAGAUCUCUGAUGGGGCGACUCGAGAAUUCAUGCUCGCAGAGGCAGCUCUGAAGGAGUCUCGAUUCCUCGAACGCCUGGGACAUCUCGUGGAUUUGACGUUUAGAUUCCUUCAACAUGCAGCGGCAGGAGGCCAACAAGUGCAGAGCUCAAAGUGCCUAAGGGCGCCUAAGGGCGCCUAA